AUGGACGCCCUUAGAGAGAAGUUGCAACAUACAAAAUUGCACGACAUCAAAGCCCAAGCGUCACAUCUAAAACACAAAAUUGGAAAGCUCGAAAAUCUCUUCAACCCAAAUCAUCGCCAUGACGAAGCCCACGAACAAGAGGUAGACAUCAAACGCACUGCCAUUGCUGAGUCUCACCGAUUUCAAUCCUUUGCUCCUGAGCGUGACGGAAACAAGGUCAAGUGGUAUGUCGAUGGCUCAGACUAUAUGUGGGCGGUCUCUGUUGCUCUUGAUCGCGCAAAGGAGACUAUCUAUAUCGCCGAUUGGUGGCUGUCACCCGAGUUAUUUCUGCGCAGACCACCGAAUCUCAACCAGGAGUGGAGAUUGGAUCAUGUCCUAAAAAGACGCGCCGAGGCUGGUGUUCAGAUUUAUGUUAUUGUCUACAAAGAGGUUGACCGAGCUUUGACAUGUAAUUCUGCACAUACAAAGCACGCGUUGAGGAACCUGUGUCCUGAGGGAUCGAAAGGCGCGGGCAACAUCCACGUCCUUCGACAUCCCGAUCACAAUAUAUUUGAGAACUUGGGUGAUAUGACCUUUUAUUGGGCCCACCAUGAAAAAUUCGUGGUUAUUGAUUACGAGAUUGCCUUCAUUGGCGGCAUUGAUCUCUGCUUCGGCAGAUGGGAUAACCACCAACACGCACUUGCAGACGUCCAUCCAGCUGGUAUAGAGAAUGAGAUCUUUCCAGGCCAAGAUUUCAACAACAAUCGUAUCAUGGACUUCCAAAGCGUCGAAGACUGGCAAACUAACGAGCUCAACAAAACUGAUUUCGGUCGUAUGCCCUGGCACGACGUCGCCAUGGGUUUGAUUGGUGACUGUGUCUAUGACAUAGCCGAGCAUUUUGUGCUCAGAUGGAAUUGCGUGAAGAGGGACAAGUAUAAACGUGACACAAAGGUGGAUUACCUUUUGAUUGAGGGUCGCACUGGCGAGGACGAGGGUCUUAUUGCCGUUCAGCGUCCGAAGUUCCCCUGCGGAGAAUAUAUUCAGCAUCCUUUGAGACCAUUGAGCACAAAACCCCGCGGCGAGCAGGGUACAGUUCAUGCCCAGGUUGUAAGGAGUAGCGGAGACUGGUCCUCGGGAAUCUUGACAGAACAUAGCAUACAGAAUGCAUAUUCGGAGAUUAUCAGUAAAGCAGAACACUAUGUCUACAUAGAAAACCAGUUCUUCGUGACAGCGACUGGAGACCAGCAACAUCCUGUUCAGAACACAAUAGGCCGUGCCAUUGUUGAAGCCGUGGUUCGUGCCGGAAAAGAAGGUCGUAAGUUUCGAGUGAUCAUCAUCAUUCCAUGCAUUCCUGGGUUUGCAGGAGAUUUGCGCGAGAACGCUGCCGCAGGUACUCGUGCCAUUAUGGACUACCAGUACAAGUCAAUUACAAGGGGAGAGAAUUCGAUAUUCGAACAGGUCAGAGCACAAGGUGUUGACCCAACAGAACAUAUAUUCUUCUUCAAUCUUCGCUCCUACGACCGCAUAAACAAAACUAAAGAACUAGUCGAGCAAGAAGAGAAAUCCGGCGUACAUUACCAAGACAUUCAGCGGGCAAAUGCAGAACAAAUCAUGGGUGAAAGCGUACACCCAGACGUUGGCGAAGAAGGCGUUUUGCACGAACACAGCUACCAUAUCAGAAGAGAGCGGGAGAAGAAAAUUGACAGCGUACGAAAAUUUGAGGAACAACGCAAAAAGACAUGUGACGGAGAUCGGGAAAUCAAGAGCAAUGACAGUAUCGCGCAAAACGCGUUGCUCAAGCAACGGAAAGUCAGCGAGGAGUACUGGGAAGAUGAUGACCCGGAGAAAGAGAAAGAGAACUUUGUCCAAGAGGAGCUGUACGUUCAUGACAAACUCUGCAUUGUUGAUGACCGGAUUAUUAUCUGUGGUAGUGCCAAUAUCAAUGACCGGUCUCAACUUGGUGAUAGAGAUAGUGAGCUCGCCAUCGUCCUCGAAGAUACCGACAUGAUUGACAGCACCAUGAACGGCAAGCCAUACCGUGCUGCUCGUCUCGCAGCAACUCUCCGCCGUCACUUAUGGCGCGAGCAUCUAGGGCUUCUCCUUCCCCAAGAAUUUGACUCAAGCAACAAUCCCAAUGCCCAACCACCAGGAGACUGUCCCAACAGCAACGGCGAAGGUCCCGAGUAUGAAUUCGUCGCCGACCCUCUAGGCGAAGAGUUGUGGGAAGCAUGGACAUCACAAGCCACCACAAACACGGAAGUAUAUAGAUUCCUUUUCCGUGCCGAUCCUGACGACAAUAUCAAGACUUUUGAAGAAUACGACCAGUUUGCGCCUAAAAAGUCGAUUAAACAGGGUCAUUUGCAUGAUCCAUUUUUGCCGGUCAGCGUUGUGCGUGAAAAUUUGGAUAAGAUCAAGGGGCAUCUUGUUUGGAUGCCACUUGAUUUCUUGAAGGAUGCUGAGAUGUCUGAGCCAGGGUUGUCGGUGAAUCAGGUCACUGUUAGUAUCUAUACAUAA
This is a messenger RNA of Talaromyces marneffei, 2493 nucleotides long. RefSeq lists its product as uncharacterized. The record is from RefSeq and is a predicted model, not a curated record. Gene Ontology annotation, biological process: phosphatidic acid biosynthetic process; intracellular signal transduction; cell motility. Gene Ontology annotation, molecular function: D-type glycerophospholipase activity. The coding region runs from base 1 to 2493 and encodes 830 amino acids. The transcript is spliced from 8 exons. NCBI's taxonomy places the organism in Eukaryota, Fungi, Ascomycota, Eurotiomycetes, Eurotiales, Trichocomaceae.